AUGAAGGCCGCACCAUCAGGGCAAGCCGAGCCAAACGGCCUAGCCGCCCAAGAUGCGGCCCCGCAAGGUAUAAUCAACGUUAUCCAUGGUAUCAUUGAACCAGCCAGGGUCUGCGAGCUGAGAGGGAUGAUCAAGAAGGCCGAGCAUAUGAGGGAAGUGCUCUCUGUUCAGCCCACUGUGAAGAGGGGGAAAACCGAGCCAAAAGACGUCCUUACCUUUACAAGCAAGGAUUUAGAGAGGAUCCAGAUGCCCCACAAUGAUGCCUUAGUGGCAAGUCUUCGCGUCAAAGGCUUUGACAUUAAAAGAAUUUUGAUCGACCAGGGGAGUUCGGUCGAAAUUAUGUAUUAUGAUGCUUUCAAGCAAAUGAAGCUAGAGGACAAAGACUUGGCUCCCGCGACGUCCUCCUUGGUUGGUUUUAACUCUCAACCAGAGUGGCCGAUCGGAAAGAUCAUUUUGCCGGUCAGAGUGGGUUCUAUAGUAAAGCUGGUGGAAUUCUGGGUGCUGAAAGUUUCAUCCACAUACAACUUAAUUUUGGGCAGGGGGUGGUUGCACGCCAUGCAAGCAGUUGCGUCUACCUUCCAUCAAGUUAUGCGCUUUCCGGCGCCUGCCGGGCAAAUCGAAGAGGUUUGGGGAGACCAGGUGAUGGCAAAACAAUGCUUCGUUGCGGUAAAUGGCAGCUGA
Molecule: messenger RNA, 681 nt
Organism: Camellia sinensis
Lineage: Eukaryota; Viridiplantae; Streptophyta; Magnoliopsida; Ericales; Theaceae
Source: RefSeq, a predicted model, not a curated record